Physcomitrium patens is the source of this 1288-nucleotide messenger RNA. RefSeq lists its product as uncharacterized. Lineage: Eukaryota; Viridiplantae; Streptophyta; Bryopsida; Funariales; Funariaceae. The record is from RefSeq and is a predicted model, not a curated record. Gene Ontology annotation, cellular component: NSL complex.
CUUGUAUUCAUCCAGUGCCUGUGUGUGGCAGAUGGGGUUGCAGGGGGGGGGACUCUUCCCUUCCGUUGUGCUCGUUUUGUCGCACUGCGGUGGUUUAGGAGGCAUUCUCUUUCCCUGUUCUUAUUGUCGUAGUGUUGCUGCUGCUUCCUCUCUCCACCCGCUGUAACUACCAUCACCACUACCACCACCUCCUCCUCUCCGCGUCCUUAUUGUUCUGCUUCUCAAUCUAUACUUUCUUUUCUCUUUCCUUAUACCCUAACUAUGCAGCAGCAGCAGCAUCACCACCCGCCCAGCGACGACGAUGGAGCAGGCUCCGAUGACGAUCAGGCUAUUCCUUCUCUGCAACCCCUCCUUUCUUUAGCAGCUACCGAUCCCCUUCAUCACGCUCAUGUUCUUACUCGAGAGCAACUCGUGCACCGUCGUGCUCGCCGCCUCCGCCAUCUGCUUCGCAUGUACCGUCAUCAGUACUGGGGUCUCCUUGAGGAAUUGCGCUCCAAGUAUCGCCGCUUCUACCUCCGUACUGGUAAAUCCGGUUGGCGUGGCCGUGAGGUCGAUGGGGACCCCAAUCCUACUCCUGCUCCAGGUGAGAUGAAACAGCCCAAUGCGCCUGAGACCCCCGGAACCGAAAUCUCUAGGUGUGGGGCGCAAGGUUGCGACGCCAAGCCCCUGCUCUUGAGUAGAUAUUGCUACACGCAUAUUCUACAGGAGCCUCGUCAACGCUUGUACAAGCCGUGCUCCUUCACUGUCCGCAGGGGUAGCGAAAAGAAUGGCAGCGGGAUUUUGUGCCAGAAACCCGUACUUCAAGCGGUGUCACCCCCGUUAUGUCCUACCCAUUUCCAACAAACUCAGAAGCAGGCAGCGCGCUCUUUACGCAAGGCUGGCAUUAUGCUUCCUCUCGGGUAUUUCCCGAAGUCAGCUCCAAAGCUGCAUCAUUUUGUGGCUGAAUAUGUGCGCGUCAUUCAAUCGAAAAGGCGCACAGCUCUUCGAAAUACUCAUGGGCGUGGUGAAACGUCCGCAACUAAUGGGGAGACAACUUAUGGCGUGUCUGGAAUCUCCAAUCAAGCUGGCGCAUUGAUCCUUUCGAGAAACACCAUCCACAAAAGAGAGGCUGAGGAGCACCCUGCUGAAAGAAACGGUCAAAGGACUGAUGAAGCUAGCGGCAAGCCAAUUUUGGUUUGAAUGUGUAGUCGCGCUUUUGUUUUGUACAUAUCCAGAUUUUUGUAUUUAAACUUUGUUAAAACCAAGCUCAAAUUAUUUUAUGCUUCUAAAUGUGCAUCUUCGAAUCCAA